Molecule: messenger RNA, 2713 nt
Organism: Postia placenta MAD-698-R-SB12
Lineage: Eukaryota; Fungi; Basidiomycota; Agaricomycetes; Polyporales; Adustoporiaceae
Product: glycoside hydrolase family 2 protein
Exons: 22
Coding region: 1-2574 (857 amino acids)
Biological process (GO): glycoprotein catabolic process; carbohydrate metabolic process
Molecular function (GO): beta-mannosidase activity
Source: RefSeq, a predicted model, not a curated record
AUGACUAUCACUAGGACUUUGCACGAUGGCUGGAGCUUCACCCAGAUUGGCGGAGGGGAGGCUGUCAAGGAUGGCGAAUGGCUCCCUGUGCAAUCAUUCCCGACCACCGUCCACGUCGAGCUGCUAAAGCAGGAGAAGAUCCCUGAUCCGUUUCUCGGAUUGCAUGAAUGGGACGUGCAGUGGGUCGGCGAGGUCCCGUGGGCGUUCAGGACGCAGUUUGCUGCCAGCCAAGCGGAAGUGUCUGCGCCCAACGUCGAUAUUGUCUUCGAUGGUCUCGACACGUUCGCCACCGUCACUCUCAACGGACACAAAAUAUUGGAGACGGAGAAUCAGUUCAUUUCCCACCGAGUUCCUGUCAAACCAUUACUCAGGCAAGGCAGCAAUGAGUUGCUUAUCACGUUUGCGAGCGCGUUCCGAAAGGGAAGAGAGGCAGAAAAAGUACACGGGAAACUGAAUCUCUGGAAUGGCGACUCUAGCCGUCUUCAUGUCCGCAAGGCCCAAUACAACUAUGGAUGGGAUUGGGGACCGGUAUUGAUGACCGCCGGGCCCUGGAAACCUAUUAGCUUGGAGACGUACCAAGCCCGCAUAUCGGACGUUGAUAUCCGUGCCAGGGUGUCCGAAGAUCUGUCGGCCAGUCUGGACGUGAGCUUUACGUUGUCGCGCGAUGACCACAGCAUUGCCUCAGUCAACGUGAGGGGCCCCGAUGGCUCCUUGGUAACCGGCCAAAGCAGCAUACAAAUCCAGCAAUCAGAGGCGAAGGCUCGCUUCAAAUUCUCCGCGGGUACUUACGAACUAUGGUAUCCUGUGGGGUAUGGUAAACAGCCGCUGUAUACUGUUGAGAUCGAGGUCAAGGAUGAGCAUGGCGCUCUCGACUCCAAGACUCAGAAGAUUGCCUUCCGCCGGGCCCGAGUAGUGCAAGACAAGCUCAUCGACCAGGAGGGCCGAACCUUCCUCUUCGAGAUCAAUAACAUCAGGAUCUUUUGCGGAGGUUCCAACUGGAUUCCUGCGGACUCCUUCCUCACGACGAUGACCCGUGAUAGGUACAGAGCAUGGCUCCAGCUUCUUGUGGAUGGUAACCAAAACAUGGUCCGUGUCUGGGGAGGCGGCAUCUACGAGGCCGAUGACUUCUAUGACAUUUGUGAUGAGCUCGGUAUUCUGGUUUGGCAGGACUUCAUGUUUGGCUGCGGUCAAUACCCUGCCUAUGACUCCUUUACCAAGUCGGUCGAGCUAGAAGCAGAACAGAACGUCAAGCGCCUGAGACAUCAUCCAUCAGUGGUCAUUCUCGCUGGAAACAACGAAGACUAUCAGCUCGCCGAGUCAUGCAAGCUCGACCUCGACUAUUCCGACGAGCAAUCAGACUUCCGCAAGACCACUUUCCCAGCGCGUUACAUCUAUGAGCGCCUCCUGCCGUCGGUCACCAACAAGCUCAGUGACAUUCACUACCACCGCAGCUCGCCUUACAGUGGGUAUGGAAAACCGACGACCGACAGGAAUUAUGGUGACCUGCAUCAAUGGAACGUCUGGCAUGGUUCGCAAGAGCCAUGGCACAACUGGGACAUCCUUUCUGGCCGAUUCGUAUCUGAAUUUGGAAUGGAAGCGUACCCCGAUAUUCGUACCGUUGACUACUGGCUCGGCGGAGACAGGUCUCAGCGGUACCCUCAGUCGCGGUCCGUAGUGAAUCAUAACAAGGCCGAUGGCUUCGAACGUCGUUUGGAGCUCUACCUCGUGGAGAAUUUCAAACAUUCCUUUGAGAUCGAGAGCUAUGUGUACUAUACCCAGAUCAUGCAGGCGGAGACCCUUGCUUCUGCCUACCGCCUGUGGCGACGAAACUGGGCAGGCAAGGGGCGAGAGUACACCGCCGGUGCUCUGGUCUGGCAGAUCAAUGACUGCUGGCCGACGACAUCGUGGGCCAUUGUCGACUACUUCCUGCGUCCGAAGCCGGCGUACUUCACCAUUAAGCGCGAGCUGCGUCCCUACACGGUCGGCAUGACGCGCAAGGAGAAGAAGACAUUCGCGGACGACCUGACGGCCGCCUUCUUCACCAUCGAGACCGUUCUCGAGAUCUGGGGCACGAACAGCACGCUCACGGAGAAGAAGGCCACGCUCGAGGUCACCGCGUUCGACCUGCACUCGGAGUGGACAGAGACGUUCACGCAGAGCGCCGUGCUCGCGGCCAACGCGAGCACCGAGCUCUUCAAGGGCGCGCUGCCCGGGCAGCCGACGCGCACCAAGGCGAGCGAGGUGCCGCGGACGAUCAUCGUCUCCGCACGUCUCCUAGACAGCAACGGCGCCGUGCUCGGCCGCUACUCCAACUGGCCCGAGCCGUUCAAGUACAUCAGUUUCCCCGAGAUUAAGGACCUCGGGCUGAGCAUCACGGUUGGAUCGGACGGCGAGUCCGUGGAGCUCUCCACAAGGAAGCCGAUUAAGGGCAUUGUGCUCGACGUCGAGGGGGACACGGCUAAAUGGAGCGACCAGGCCAUCGACCUGGUGCCGGGCGACCCGCAGGUGGUGCGCGCUGUGGGACUGAAAGGGCGAAAGGUCAAGGCGCGCUUCCUAGGGGACGGAACGGCAUGAGCGUCAAGACACGAGCGGGGUGUGGACUCGGAAUUCAGUUGAGAACGCAUCUGUACUAGUAAGAGCGUCUGUGCCAUCGGCAGCGCUGCAUGCGAUUCAAAUAUGAUGGGGCUGAACUCUGCCGACUUCGUCAUAACAC